Molecule: messenger RNA, 10118 nt
Organism: Podarcis lilfordi (Lilford's wall lizard)
Lineage: Eukaryota; Metazoa; Chordata; Lepidosauria; Squamata; Lacertidae
Source: the annotation of a GenBank genome assembly
AUGGAGCCGCUUGGCGGCACCGGAAGGAGCUCAGCCGUUAGGCGUCGCGGAGGCGGCGGCGUGUCGUCCGGGGCUCCAGGUGGGUGGCGGUAGUUGGCUAUCGCCCUGUGGUUGUUACAUAUUUAAAUACAGGAUUUACCUUUUCUUUUAACAGCUUCCGCCGUGUUGCGCAUAGAAGCGCGUCGCGUCGAUGUGAAAACGGUUCGUCUUUUGACGUCACGGCGUCGACUGUGUGACGUCGGAGGCUCUUUCUUGGCGAGGGCCCCCAGACUGAGGACUUAAUGGAUCAUAUCUGCAUUUCCUUCCCCCUUUUGUAUCCAGGGAUCUCGAGGGGCGGAUGCGAGGCAGGCUGGGCCGGGAGGCAGCAGCGGCGCCCCCCCCCCCCGGCCCGUCAGGCGCUGAGGAGCCUGCGAAAACCGCGGCGUGCUCUUUCCUGGUGCGCUCGCGCGCCAGAGCAUUGCCAUUUCGGAAAGGGCUUUUUUCUCCUGGGGGGAGGCUGUCGCAGGCCCUGAGAGAUUUUGUGUGGUCCAUUUAUUUUCAAAAAUCGAUCAAUGUCCAUUUCUUUCUGCUUCUCCUGUGUAUAAAGUUGUUUGAAAUACCUCUGAAAACACUUCCUGAUCUCCACUGGUUUCUGUAUAUUCUUUCCUUCCACUUCCAAAUUCGUAAUAGUAUUGAGUUUUUGUCGCAGGUCCUAGGACGAUGCUGGGUACGCACACAAUUAACACGCGUAAAGCACUUUAAGUCUUCUAGCUGCAGUGCAGAUUUCAACAGACAAGGUAGUUCUUGCCUGCAGGAUCGAAAUAUAGCCGAGGGCAAAGUGCACAAUGCAGCCCAUCAGCUGAUGGAUGGCACCAGUUGGUUCCUCUGCCCCCUUCCAAGUCCUGAAGGUGGAUCAGAUGUAAGUUCCCCCCGUUGCAAAAUUCAGUUCUCACCGGAGUCAGAUGCCUGCAAGCUGGACACGAGUGCCCCAGCGCUCUCCCUGCUUGUGGGCCUCAGCGCCUCUCGCUAAGAGGCCUGCCAUCUCUGGCAGUGGUGCACAGAUAUAGUAGCUACUGCUAGCUCUACCUGCCAUGCCUUUGCCUAAACCCUUUUAAUAGUCAUGCAUCUCCCAGCCACCCUCCCUGAGAGGCAGCAGGUGCUGCUCCCCAGCGGCAAAGGCCAGAGUGGGCUGCUCAUCUGUCCUCCAGUCCCAGGAUAGCAGGCCCCUGGAGCAGAGUGGCCUGGCAGGCCGGCCGGCAGUAAACUCCUUGCAGCUCCCACUUACUUAUGUGAAUAACUUUUAAAAUAUUCUGCUGCCCAAUCAACCAACAGAUACUUCCUAUAUUUGAUCCAAUUUUUUCGUUGGUCUAAGUGACAGAAUGGACUAAACAUUGCAGCCGUAAUAUAUCUAGGCAGCUGGGAAAACACACUCCUCUCCAUCUCUUCCAGGUCUGUGUUGCAGAGUGUGUGUUGGGGAGGCUCUGAGCCAUGGAAUGCCGAGUGCCUGGGGGCUGGGGCCGGCUGGCCUGCAUGGGGAGUGGAGCUCGGUGGGCUGAUGGUUCAUGCACCUGUUAAAACUAAUACUUCUCAUGUCCUUCAGGAACGAGGUGUUUAAUCCAGAGUUUCCAGAGUUGCCCAGAUGGCGUUGCCUACAAUCCCUUCGUUUUGGAGCAACCGCAGCAGAGCCCUUGAGCAGCAGAUUGUGCACCACCGUGAGCAAGAAGCCCGUUUCCGGAAACUGUGGGAACUGAACAGCCGCUAUUUUCAACAGUCUGGGGUCUACAGCUCAAAGCAGGCCCAGUGGAGUUCACGCCACUCCUACAAGCAAAGGCAAGGCUAGGGCAGUGGGGACCCAUAGCAGGGUGGGGAGAAGCAGCAACUUGAAUAAUGCCUGGGUAGAAUUUUUGGCUGCAUUUGCUGUUAACUCUGUCCAAACACAAGAAAGGGAAAGAGCAGCACUGGCAAAGGCCCUGGCCCCUCCUCCACAGCCCUGUUAGCUGUCCCCGGCAGCUGAAAUGCAAGUAAAAUAGCUGAAGUGUAAACAAGCACUAGAAUCUGAGAGAGGGUCAGACUUUUUACACUUCUUCAGGAAAGAAAGGACUGUUCUCUGCAAGCUUGCAGCAAACUGGGAGCAUCAGUGUUGUGUGCCACAACAAAGAGAAUAAAGGUAAAGGGACCCCUGACCAUUAGGUCCAGUCGUGGCCGACUCUGGGGUUGUGGCGCUCAUCUCGCUUUGUUGGCUGAGGGAGCCGGCAUACAGCUUCCGGGUCAUGUGGCCAGCAUGACUAAGCUGCUUCUGGCGAACCAGAGCAGUGCACGGAAACGCCGUUUACCUUCCUGCUGGAGCAGUACCUAUUUAUCUACUUGCACUUUGAUGUGCUUUUGAACUGCUAGGUUGGCAGGAGCAGGGACCGAGCAACGGGGACUCACCCUGUCGCGGUGAUUCAAACCGCCAACCUUCUGAUCGGCAAGUCCUAGGCUCUGUGGUUUAACCCGCAGCGCCACCCGCGUCCCAGUAAAGAGAAUAGGACAUCCUUAAAGAAGUUUAGGGAAGUCAGGGCUGUUUUUAGAAGCUAAACUUGAAAAAGGGAUCAAAGUUGGGACUAGCAGAAUAUUACCAUUUUCAUUUUCGCUUUUCUUUUUUAAAACCUUUGCUAGCAUGACCGCCUAUCACCGUGAGAAGCUUAAGGAAGAGAAGUGUCUCAGCCUGGAGCAGAGACGCAGGCAACUCCAGAAGCUGCUCUUUGAGGAGCGUGAGAUGCUGGCAGCAGAGCUGCAGGAGCUGCAGCUGAACAAGGAUGCAGACCUGAGUGAAAAGAGGCGGAGAAAUGACGAGCUGAAGUCAGCCAGAGAGGAGCGGAGAAAACAAGUCAGUCUGAAAGGAAGACUAUUUCUCAUAGAAUCAGAGUUGGAAGGGAUCCCAAGGGUCAUCUAGUCCAACCCGCUGCAACUUUCCUUCGGUUACAAUAGAGAGACACAUCCUUUGUCAGGGUCUUAAAUCAGAGAGUCUUAAGGGCUCUUCCUCAUAGGACGACAUUCAGAAGCAUUCACAGAAGCACUGGGAGGGCUGAGAGAAUUGUCAGGAGGUGAUCUCUGCCAUGGGAAAUGUUGGUCUGCUCUUCUAAACCAUCUGGGGGGUGCGGGGGUGGGGCACACACCAGCUGAGUGUAAGAAUUUCCCAGGAUGAGGAAGGGAAGGCUGUGUAUCUGCUGGCAAGUCGGGUUCCUCUAUAGGUCUACUUUGUGAGUGCCCCAUUGUCCAUAAGUGCUGCUGCGUUUGCAGGCUUCCCAGAGGCACCUGCAGGAGCCAAAGCUUGACUUGCAGCAGCUUUGGUGGUCAAAGCCACUGUCAUGUUGCCUAGUGAUGCUUCCAGGUCUUGCCAAAGGCUUCCUUUCCCAGCAUCCCAGCAGCAUUCUUCUGCCACUGCAGGCGCAUCCCCAAGCGGUGUCAGUAAUUUCAUUUCCCAUUGCUGAUGUAACAUGAUAUCCAUGCUUACAUUCCUCUACUGUUGUGUACUGUUCUGUCUGAGAACAGAAGUAAACUGGCAAGCGGGUGAGGCUCUGGUGCCGCCUGCAUGAGGGAUUCUGAUUUCUGCUUUUUUAACAGAUUGCAGAGGAUUGUCUGUAUGAGUGCUGGAAGAACAACAGCGCUAAGCUCCGAGAGGUGAGAGAUAAGGGCACAAUCCAGCAUCAUUUUGCCCCAAGGAAUCCUGGGGUGUGUAUGCAUUAGAACAGAAUGCAGCUCUGUCAGGGGGACGAAGUAGGACAGUCUCCUCUUGGGGCAGGAUCCAGGCUGGACCAGCUCCAAGGCAGAGUGCCUUUCCUCAGGCCCUGGUAGGCUUUCUGGCAAGGGGGGCACCAGCAGCACUCUGAGCAACAUGGCUGGGUUGAGCCCCCUGGUGUUGGGUCACUCUGGGACAUUGUGGGGUAUGAGCAUUGUCACCGGACUCUUGCUGCUUUGUGCUGAUGGGAAUAUUUGGCUGGGAAACCUUUCUGAUAAAAAGGUGGCAGCAGGGCAGGUGGCAGUCGUGUGUCCUGUAUCCUGCCCAAGGAUGCUGGGUGCCAAGGCCAACCCUGGCUCCCUGCUUCUUUGUAUCAGGAUGCUCCUGCCCUUUUCCUCCAGCUCAAACCUUGGAAUGGGAAGCAAUGCUGUUGCUCCCCUCUAAAGCAAGUUCUGCAGCUCAAAGGAUGGGGGACGGGUAGCAGUUCAUUGAGACAGCUGAGCUCCUGCUUUCUGUCCCUUCCCACCAGGUUGGGUCCAAACUGCACAAGGAUCACGUGGUGGAGGCCUGGGGAGAUCAGCUGACUCAGAAGCAACAGGUAGGAGCCACAGUGUGCCUCUUUGCAGGCUUCCUGGGCCUGGUGCCCCGUGUCUCCCCUUCUCCCUGCUCCUUCAGCCUUGAGAAGGCAGCAGGCGGACAGGAUGGUCACGCUUCCAUUUGACCCCAAUCCAGCGAGAAGCCACUGAGCGGGAAGAGAAGAUCCGUGCAGAAAACAAAUACGAGGCAGCCCGGAGCGAAGCCCUGGAGAGGAUGAAGGAGGAGGAGGAGAGGCGGAAGCAGGAAGAAAGGAAGCAGGCAGAGUUCCUGCGGCAGCAGAUGAAGGAGCUGCAGCUGCGGGAGGUGGAGGUACAUGCUGGGGCCUGGCAUUGAGGGGAUGGUGCUAGAAAGGGAGCUGGUGGAGGACUGCAAGCGCCAGCCCCCACACCCCGCCCGCCAUCUGUCUUGUCUUGCUUCUCUUUGUGGCAGUCCCCUGGAAGAAAAGUCAGAGAUGAGAUUUGGGGGGGGGGGGGCUGGGGGAAGAGAGACAGUAACUCUGUCCUUGGUGCAGGUGCAGAUCCCUGAACCAAGCCUCUCUCCCUCUAAAAAGCCAAUGCAAUUCUGGGCCUCAUCAAUAGGAGUAUAGCAUCUAGAUCAAGGGAAGUAAUAGUGCCACUGUAUUCUGCUCUGGUCAGACCUCACCUGGAGUACUGUGUCCAGUUCUGGGCACCACAGUUCAAGAAGGACACUGACAAACCGGAACGUGUCCAGAGGAGGGCAACCAGAAUGGUCAAAGGCCUGGAAAUGAUGCCUUAAGAGGAACGGCUAAGGGAGCUGGGCAUGUUUAGCCUGGAGAAGAGGAGGUUAAGGGGUGAUAUGAUAGCCAUGUUCAAAUAUAUAAAAGGAUGUCACAUAGAGGAGGGAGAAAGGUUGCUUUCUGCUGCUCCAGAGAAGCGGACACGGAGCAAUAGAUCCAAACUACAAGAAAGAAGAUUCCACCUAAACAUUAGGAAGAACUUCCUGACAGUAAGAGCUGUUCGACAGUGGAAUUUGCUGCCAAGGAGUGUGAUGGAGUCUCCUUCUUUGGAGGUCUUUAAGCAGAGGCUUGACAACCAUAUGUCAGGAGUGCUCUGAUGGUGUUUCCUGCUUGGCAGGGGGUUGGACUCGAUGGCCCUUGUGGUCUCUUCCAACUCUAUGAUUCUAUAUAUCAGGAGUGCUCUGAUGGUGUUUCCUGCUUGGCAGGGGGUUGGACUCGAUGGCCCUUGUGGUCUCUUCCAACUCUAUGAUUCUAUGAUUCUGCUUCUUCCCAUAUGUGACCACCACAGAAAGUGGGAUUUAGGGGCAGGCCCCACGUGGCCUUUGGGGGCUAUGAACUGAAGGUAUUUGUUAUAAAUCGACCCAGCUUUGGGUGUCAGUGCAACCCACGCUUCCACGUGGCUGCUCUAGGGCUUUUGGAGCUGAGGAAGAUGUGCCCUGCCAGGAGGAGUGUUGGGUGCCCAGCUGCACAUGCCCACAAUUGGUUGGCUCUUGUGGGGGCAAGCGGCAAGGAGGUGCAAGAGCUGAGCAGCUCCUGGUCAUGUGCAUCUGGGAUGCUGAGUGUGCAGCCCCAGCCCCUCCUUUCCCUAGCAGCUUCUGUCCCCCCCCCCCCGCUUUCCUGCUGGGAAAGGGAGGUGAGCCUGGAGAUGAAGGAUUCUGGGUCGUUCUUCUUCUCAGGCAACAAAGCUGAAGAGGGAAGAGGAGAACCUGCUCAGGCAGCACUGGGAGCUGGAAGCCCUGGAGGCCAAGCGGAAGUGCCAGGAGCAGGAGAGGAAGAAGACUGAACUUGGGUACGGCUGUUGGAGAGCAGAGGGCAUGAGGGGGUCGGCAGAGGGCACCUGGCUGCCCUGAGAGCUGCUAUUUAGUUCCCUCCCUAGCUAAGUAAGGAUUUGGGAGGUGGUGGUGAGAGAGGAGGGCAGGAAUGGGGGAACCUUUAUUUGGCUGAGGAGAAAUCUGUUGGGUGGAUUCCUGGCAGUGCCAGAGCCAUAAGUGAGGGACACCCCCCUUGUAUCUCAUUCCUUCUUUCCCCUCAUUCCCACUGUAUCUUCCUCCCAGGACACCUGCUUGAAAUUAGGCUUAGGGGUGCAGGGUUCCUAUCCGUGGCUAGGGGAUGGGUCAGCGCCAGUACUUAAUUUCUCAAACAAGAUAUAUUAGGCAGCUGCAAUUUCCACCUUGCCAAAAGUGACCCUGUGGGGUGCCUUUACUUGUGGUGAAAGUGAGGCAGUUUGCACAUACUCAGGGGUGCUGUUUACAUUUUUGUGUAGCUGAAAUGUACUUUUAGCUGCGCUUGAGAACUUAACAAGCUGGGGCAGUUCUGAAGCCCCCCUGCUUGUUUUCUCUGGCUCUUCCUGUGAAUUACAAAGUCUGGCUCUCCUCUUCUCUCUUCUCAGGCACUUUCUGAGGCACCAGUAUCAAGCCCAACUGAAGAGGCGGGCCCAGUGGAUCCAGGAGGAGCUGGUAAGUUGGUGCCCCUGGAAUGCUUUGUGCUUCAGGCCCAGAGCACAGCUGAAGGCUGGUAAGAUGGCUGUCCCAUACUCCUUCAGUUCUGGAGUACAAGGAGCUGCACCCUGUCCAUGGUCAGUGGCACUUGCCUUGAUUGCAUCACAGCCUGUUGCCAAAUCUCAACAUUUUUUGUAAAGCCAACAAUGCUGGAGACGCCUUCCCUGUGGUAUUCCUGCUUUUUUGGCAGCUGUUCUAUUGUUGGCAGCCUGAUCAUCCUCUUUGGUUUGCUAGGCCUUUGCCACCUCCCAUCUCUUCUAGCCACCUUGGCCCUGCCUUAAGGAAGCGGCUGGGCCUCCAUGCCAGAGUACGCCCUUUGCACACAGACGGUCCUGGGCUCUGUCCCCAGCAGCUCUGACUCCAAGGGACUGGAAAGGGCUCUUGUUGGCUUGAGGCCCUGGAGCUCUGCUGGCCCACGGAAGCUUCUCCUGAUCUGCCCUGCAGGAGAAGGACAGGCAGAUCCUCCUGGCGCUGAUGGAACAGGAGGACGAGGACCAGCGCCUGAAGUCUGCCCAGCGGGAGCAAGCGGUGGCUGUCGUGGCCUGGAUGAAGGAGGUCAUUGAGGAGCAGCUCCAGCUGGAAAAAGCACGGGAGGCUGAGCUGGAGACCGUCUUCAGGUGAGGUGGGAGAACGGGAUGGAGGGCGGGCUGUGGAGCAAUUUGCUGCCAGCAUUCCCUUCGGCGGUGUGGCUGAAGCAAAGGCUGCUGGGAAGAGGAGCAAUUGCUUCCCUGUAGCUGACAAACCUCACCCUGCAAAAGUGGCUUAGCUGUUGUGGUUGCGGUGGUGGGGAGACUGCUGGAGAAGAGCAGCCGCCAGCCCAGCCUCCCCCUCCCCCCCGCUUCGCCUAGUGCCCUCCAGGUUCUGCAUCAGCUCCAGCCAGCAUAGCCAGUGGUCCAUUUGUGGGUGGAGAGGGCUCCUAGGAUCUGGCAGGGGAUCUGUGAUGAGCUUGGAGGAAUCUCGUAACUGUGAUUCCUGCAUUGCAGGGGGUUGGGCUAGAUGACCCUUGGGAUCCCUCCUAACUCUGUAGUUCUAUGAUUUCUUUGCGUCAGUGCUCUUCAGUUCUCAAAGCAGCUGAGGGGUCCCCUACUUGUAUGGAGAAAGGCCAUUGUCCUCCAUGACACCUCUAUGGCACUCAAAGUCACUCCCUCCUUUCUCUCCCACCCCACCAAAGGGAGGAAGCCAAGCAAGUGUGGGAGAAGCGAGAACAAGAGUGGGAGAAGGAGCGCAAGGCCCGGGACAGACUCAUGGCUGAGGUGAGCUCUCUGCACCUGGUGCAGAAAGAAUCAAGGCAGGUUGCCUGCGCAGCAGGGACCGGAGCCUGGGCUUCUGCCUCCCUCUCACCUCUUGGUUGAAACAGGUCCUGGCGGAGAGGGAGCGCCAGAUCCAAGAGAGGAUGGAGAGGAACAGGCAGGCGCAGCAGGAAUCGGUGAAGUCCCGGGAGCAGCUGAUCCAGGAGCUUGAAGUGGCCAAGCAGCUGACGCACCGGGAGAAGGAAAAGGAGGCUGCGCUGAAAACUGAGCGCAGGCGGGAGUUGGAAGCGCAGGUAGGUCUUGCUCAGGAGCCAGCUGGCAGCCCCUGUAGGACUUUGUUGUUUAGUCGUUUAGUCGUGUUCGACUCUUUGUGACCCCAUGGACCAGAGCACGCCAGGCCCUCCUGUCUUCCACUGCCUCCCUCAGCUUGAUCAAACUCAUGCUAGUAGCUUCGAGAACAUGUCCCACCAUCUCGUCCUCUGUCGUCCCCUUCUCCUUGCGCCCUCCAUUUUCCCCAACAUCAGGGUCUUUUCCAGGGAGUCUUCUCUUCUCAUGAGGUGGCCAAAGUACUAGAGCCUCAUCUUCACGAUCUGUCCUUCCAGUGAGCACUCAGGGCUGAUUUCCUUCCGAAUGGAUAGGUUUGAUCUUCUUGCAGUCCAUGGGACUCUCAAGAGUCUCCUCCAGCACCAGAAUUCAAAAGCAUCAAUUCUUCAGCGAUCAGCCUUCUUUAUGGUCCAGCUCUCACUUCCAUACAUCACUACUGGAAAAACCAUGGCUUUAUGCUUUUUAAGAUGCUGUCUAGGUUUGUCAUCGCCUUUCUCCCAAGAAGCAGGCGUCUUUUAAUUUCGUGACUGCUGUCACCAUCUGCAGUGAUCAUGGAGCCCAAGAAAGUAAAAUCUCUCACUGCCUCCAUUUCUUUCCCUUCUAUUUGCCAGGAGGUGAUGGGCCCAGUGGCCAUGAUCUUUGUUUUUUUGAUGUUGAGCUUCAGACCAUGUUUUGCGCUCUCUUCUUUCACCCUCAUUAAAAGGUUCUUUAAUUCCUCCUCACUUUCUGCCAUCAAAAACUAAAAGCAGGAGGGGUCCAGACCUUUGGUGUCUGGGUGGGUUUCCCCAAAGUCUAGACAAUACAGGGCAGUUAUCCUCACGUCAGCUACAAGAUGGUCUGCUUCAUCAUUCUGCUUUGUGGUUCCUCUCCCCAGUCAGGAAUGGGACUGUUUUUCCACACAAAAGGGAAGUAGUCAGGCAGAGACGGGAGCAAGAAGUGAAGGACUGAUCAAGGGCUGGGGGCACAGGACCUCAUGCAGCAGGUGAUGACAAAAUGAUGCUCGAAGUUCAAGGCGAGCUGUGCUUAAGAAGAGGGACUUUGAAGGCACAGGCUCACAGGGGGAAGCAGGAGGGUAGGUGGGCUGUCCAGAGAGGACUGCUAACUGUGUGAGCUCUAAUAGUUCACGUGGGCUGUGACGAUGUACCCACCUUGCUGGGUUUCUCCCUCUCCUUUCCCUAUUGCUUUUUCAGCUCACGGAGCGGCAUCGGCAGGAGCAGGAGGAGCUGCAGUGCCAGUGGGAGGAAGCAGCUGAGGCCAAGCAGCAGGAGCAGCGCAACGCAGAGCUGGAGCAACUGGCUGCCAGGCGCAUGAUGGAGCUCGGCUAUCGCAACAAGGUGAGGGGGGCGGAGGCAGCAGCCUAUCAGAACUGGUGCCUCAUGCCAGUCAACAGGGAAUUUCCCCAUCCUGUGGCCAAGAGAAGAGUGAUUCUGUCCCCCGGGUGUUUCUGAAAUGCCUCUUGUGGAUGAGCCAAGCCCUCUAUAUGGGGGAGCAGCCAGCCUGUCUGUCUGGCCUCCUACCACAUGGGUCCUGGACAAGGGAGUCAGGCAUUUCCAAACUGUUUGGGGUUUUGUGCCUGGACCAACAUAUUUGGGGCACAACAAGGCAGCCUUCACCACCUCUUAUUUACACAUUCAGCUGCCUCCCAUCCCAACAGUUCCAUUCAGGGAUCUGCCAGGGGUUGAAGGCAAAGUGUUACCUGCAAGAACUGAAAGCAUUUCUCCUUCUCUGUUCUUUUCCAGAGCUACAGCUAUCCCAAAGCAGCCUGGACCUAA